CUCUCUCUCUCUCUCUCUCUCUCUCUCUCUCUGUGUUCCGUGAUGGCAACUCAAGCCCAACGCCGCUGCAGAUUUCUGCUCCCGAGUAGAAGCCAGGGGAAAGGGAAAGAGAUGGACUUCCCCCAAGCUGCGGCUGGUGUCCUCGACUCGGCUCCCGCGUUGUUCGCCAAUGGAGCGGCGCCGUAUCCGAGGAAGAGAGGAAGAGAUGCCAUCGGCGUCCCGGUGGCACAGCAGCAGAGCCACCCUGCUAACCUCUUCUCACUGCAUGGCGCGCUUCCGCCUCCGACGCUCGUGAGCCUCGCCCAGCUCCAAAGCCGCCCGCCUCCCAUCGUCUCCACCGGCCUCCACCUCUCCUUCGAAGAACAACACCAACAGCAGAACCAGAAGCAGUCCGACCCCCUUACCUCUUCUUCUUCCUGCUCUAUCCUCCCUUCUUCCCUUCUCCCCGAAGAAAUCGCCCCCUAUAUCAACCAAGAGAAGGACGAAAUCGGAAAGGUCCUUUACGCGCAGGGAGAACAACUGCGGCAAGCCUUCGCGGAGAAGUGGCGGAGGCACUACCGUUCUUUAUUAGGAGUGGCAAAGGAGUGGGCGGCGGCGCGGCUACGGGAGAAGGAGGCGGACGUGGAGCUGGGGAUGCGGCGGAGCGCCGAGCUGGAGGACCGCCUCACCCGCCUGCGAACCGAGUCGAUGGCGUGGCAAGCCAAGGCCAUAGCGAACCAGGCGACGGCAGCUGCCCUCCACGCCCGGCUCCAACAGGCCGCCGCAGCACCGACUCCGGCGAAGGGAGGCGAGUCUGCCGAGGAUGCGGAGUCGGCCUUCGUCGACGCUGACCGAGUCGAGCCGGAGCGCGCGGCGUGCCGCGUGUGCCGGGGGCGGCCGGCCUCGGUGGUGCUCCUCCCCUGUCGCCACCUCUGCCUCUGCGACGCCUGCGACGACGAUGGCGGAGGCAGCGGAGGAGGAGGUGCGGCCGAGUCGUGCCCGGUUUGCCGCUGUGUCAUAACCGCAAGCGUCCGAGUCUUCCUCGCUUGAAACAUCCCCCGAUCUCAGCCGUCCAACAUUUCCGUCGGAGACGAACUUAAUGCAAAUAAAUAAGAGAACUCAAAAAUAACAAAGAAAAAAAAAAAAGCCGAUGCCAUCCAUCAUCGCCGUUCGUUUCGCUUCUUCCUCUUAUUGCGGGUGCCCCUCUGCCGUCUGAUUAUGAUCACAUGGCCACGGAGUCUUCUGAGAAAGCCCAAGCAUUCACCAUACGACCCGCCAUAUAAUUAUGUGCUUAGCCAUCUCUUCAUCAUGUGUUUCAUGAUCACAUAAAAUGUUCAUUUCA
This is a messenger RNA of Musa acuminata subsp. malaccensis (wild Malaysian banana), 1321 nucleotides long. Its product is annotated as BOI-related E3 ubiquitin-protein ligase 1-like. The record is from RefSeq and is a predicted model, not a curated record. Gene Ontology annotation, molecular function: ubiquitin-protein transferase activity. NCBI's taxonomy places the organism in Eukaryota, Viridiplantae, Streptophyta, Magnoliopsida, Zingiberales, Musaceae.